AUGACUGACGCAGCCGAUGCACUCUUUCAAAACCUGGAAAGCACUUUCCUCUUGUCCAAGGACGGUCUUGCACCUAUCAUUAAUGGCUUCUUGUGCGAGUUCAAGCAUGGUCUCAAGACACCUUCAAAAGGUUUAGCCACCAUGAUCCCUUCGUUCGUUACCAGGUUACCCAACGGCACUGAAACGGGCACAUUUCUGUCACUCGAUCUCGGUGGUACGAAUCUACGCAUCUCGGCUGUGGAAUUGCUGGGCAAUGGCAAGGUCCGAGUAAGCGAGCUCAAGCAAUCGCCAUCCCAUGAGCUCAAGACGGGUCCUGGUGCUGCAUUUUUCGAUUGGAUUGCCGAUGCCGUGAAGGAGCUGGUCACUUCCAAGGCACGUCAUUUGUUCUCCGAGGCACAAGUAUCUGGUAAAGAGACGCUUUCACUUGGUGUGUGCUGGAGUUUCCCUGUCGACCAAACAGGUGUGGAUCGUGGCACCAUGUUACGCAUGGGCAAAGGUUUUACCUUACAAGGCAUCGAAGGCAAAGAUUUAGCUGACAUGUUCCAUCAAGCAUUUGAACGCAAGUCUUUGAACGUGCGUGUAAGUGCCAUCUUGAAUGACACAGUGGGAACCCUUGUGGCGCAUGCAUACGCCAACCCCAAGGCACGUAUGGGCUUGAUCUUUGCCACUGGUCUCAAUGCAGCAUACCCUGAAAAGAUGGAAUUGAUUGAAAAGUUGGAUCCUGAGAUGCGUGCUUCCUAUCCUCCCAAUACUGAAAUGCUCAUCAACACCGAGAUUGACAUUUUCGGCAGCGACAAGUACUUGCCACUGACAAAGUAUGAUCGUAUCCUUGACGCUAGUCACAAUCAACCUGGUUUCCAAAGCUAUGAAAAGAUGUUGUCAGGUGCCUACUUGGGUGAACUUGUCCGCCUAAUCGCUUUGGAUUUCAUCAAGACCGGUGCUCUCUUUGAUGGUGUUGUCCCAGAAGGUUUUGGUGAAGCAUGGUCUUUCCCUACUGCUACUAUGAGUGCAUUGGAAGCAAAACCACUCUCGCCAGCAUCCCUUGAAUCUACUGUAGAAGUCCUCAGCAAGUACCAUUUUGUCACCACGCCCACCUUACAGGAUAUGGCCAUCCUUACUCGCAUUUGUCGUAUUGUUGCUUCUCGCAGCGCUGCUCUUGCCUCGGUUGCUAUUAUCUCCACCCUCAUGCAACAAAAUCUUCACACAAGCUCGGGCGACAUUGUUGUUGGUGUCAAUGGAUCCACCUAUGAAUUCUAUCCCCACAUGGAAGAACGUGUUCGUCGCUCACUUGAAGAAUGGUUUGGAAAGGAAAUUGCUAGUCGCAUCAAGCUUGAAAUCGCUCGUGACGGUGGAAGUAUUGGUGGUGCUCUUGUUGCUAUGCUUUACAGUAACUAG
This is a messenger RNA of Lichtheimia ornata, 1395 nucleotides long. RefSeq lists its product as uncharacterized. The transcript is spliced from 3 exons. Gene Ontology annotation, molecular function: mannokinase activity; glucokinase activity; ATP binding. Gene Ontology annotation, cellular component: cytosol; mitochondrion. Gene Ontology annotation, biological process: glucose 6-phosphate metabolic process; intracellular glucose homeostasis; glycolytic process. Lineage: Eukaryota; Fungi; Mucoromycota; Mucoromycetes; Mucorales; Lichtheimiaceae. The coding region runs from base 1 to 1395 and encodes 464 amino acids. The record is from RefSeq and is a predicted model, not a curated record.